AUGGGGAACACCUGUGUUGGUCCUAGCAUUUCGAAAAAUGGUUUUGUUCAAUCAGUUUCCGCUGCUAUUUGGCGGUCUAAUUUGCCCGAUGAAUCAGUGUCUAAUAGAGAAUCUGUAAAAGAGGAAGCUACUAGUGUGCCCGAAUCGCCUUUGCCUGUCCAAAACAAACCUCCUGAACAGAUAACUAUGCCGAAACCAGAAUCCAAACAAGAGGCAAAAUCAGAAAUAGAACCAGCACAGGAGCAGGAGCAGGAGAAGAAGAAGCACAGGAAACAUGGUUCGGUGAAGAGAGUUUCUAGUGCAGGGCUUCGGGUUGAUUCCGUGUUGCAAAGAGAAACUGAUAAUUUGAAGGAGUUCUUCACUCUUGGGAGAAAACUUGGACAGGGUCAGUUUGGGAUGACAUUCUUAUGUGUGGAGAAGGCAACAGGACACGAGUAUGCCUGUAAAUCUAUUGCAAAAAGGAAGCUUGUAACAGAUGAUGAUGUUGAAGAUGUGAGAAGAGAAAUUCAGAUAAUGCACCACUUGGCUGGGCAUCCUAAUGUUAUAUCCAUCAAAGGUGCAUAUGAAGAUGCUGUGGCUGUUCAUGUUGUGAUGGAGUUGUGUGCAGGUGGAGAGCUUUUCGACAGGAUUAUUCAGCGUGGGCAUUAUACUGAAAGACAGGCAGCUGAGCUAACCAGGACUAUAGUCGGGGUUGUGGAAGCUUGCCAUUCUCUUGGUGUGAUGCACAGAGACCUUAAACCUGAGAAUUUUCUCUUUGUCAAUCAGCAAGAAGAUUCACUUCUAAAAACUAUUGACUUUGGAUUGUCUGUCUUCUUUAAGCCAGGUGAUAUCUUUUCUGAUGUGGUGGGCAGCCCCUACUAUGUUGCCCCUGAAGUUUUGCGAAAGCGUUAUGGUCCUGAGGCAGAUGUGUGGAGUGCUGGUGUUAUCCUUUACAUUCUUUUGAGUGGAGUACCUCCAUUUUGGGCUGAAAACGAACAAGGAAUAUUUGAACAGGUUCUGCGUGGCGAUCUUGAUUUUUCUUCCGACCCCUGGCCUACCAUUUCAGAGAGUGCAAAAGAUUUAGUGCGAAGAAUGCUUGUUCGUGACCCUAGAAGGAGAUUGAGUGCGCAUCAAGUAUUAUGUCAUCCUUGGAUUCAAGUUGAUGGUGUAGCUCCUGACAAGCCACUUGAUUCUGCUGUAUUAAGUCGCUUGAAGCAAUUUUCUGCUAUGAACAAGCUCAAGAAAAUGGCUCUUAUAAUUAUUGCCGAGAACUUAUCUGAAGAAGAAAUUGCUGGCUUAAAAGAGAUGUUCAAGAUGAUAGAUGCAGACAACAGUGGUCAAAUCACUUUUGAUGAACUUAAAGCUGGUUUGAAAAGAGUGGGUGCUAAUCUUAAGGAGUCUGAAAUUUAUGAUUUAAUGCAAGCGGCUGAUAUUGAUAACAGUGGGACAAUUGAUUAUGGCGAGUUCCUUGCUGCAACAUUACACCGCAACAAAAUUGAAAGAGAAGAUAAUCUAUUUGCAGCCUUUUCUUACUUUGAUAAAGAUGGAAGUGGCUAUAUUACUCAGGAAGAACUUCAACAGGCUUGUGAUGAAUUUGGCAUAAAAGAUGUUCAUUUGGAAGAGAUCAUCAAGGAGAUUGAUGAAGAUAAUGAUGGACGCAUAGAUUACAAUGAGUUUGUGGCUAUGAUGCAGAAAGGAAAUCUUCCAGCGGUUGGUAAGAAGGGCCUAGAAAAUAGCUUCAGUAUUAAGUUCAGGGAGGCAUUAAAAUUGUAG
Molecule: messenger RNA, 1752 nt
Organism: Sphenostylis stenocarpa
Lineage: Eukaryota; Viridiplantae; Streptophyta; Magnoliopsida; Fabales; Fabaceae
Source: the annotation of a GenBank genome assembly